AUGAUAAACCCUAGUCGAUAUCUCACCGCGCUCACCAUCUCUACAACUUAUGAUUCUACCUUCAGUAGCCGGUACCUGGAGGCUGCCGAGAAAAAACUUUUAUGGAACGACAAACCUUUUGAAACGUACCUACGCGCAAUCAAAGAACGAAAACGUUACAAAAGCGCACGGGCUUCCUUCCGGACCACUCUCGAUAUGCAAAUAGAAGGCUCGAUUGCCGACGUUGACAAAUACUUUAUAAGAAUUCUUUUGUGGUCAAGUCAUACUUACCACAUACUUUCUGAAUUGUUCCAGUCUACCCGUGAUACCUCUUUCGUUCGCGUUCUGAAAAUCCUUCUUACCUUUUGCUACGAGAAUGAUUUAUUGCCGAGUACAUGUGAGUUAUUGGCGGUGGAGUUUCGCUUGGAAUUUGAACCCAGCAAACAGUUGUUAAUAGUGUCGCCGGAACUUGCUUGGUCCAAGAGAAUAUAUACGCUUUUCGUGCAUCAGAGAAUACUUGAACUUCAAAGUACCUUUUUCUCAGUGCUGGGUGGAGCAUACUCUGGUCUUGGAAGAUAUAGCAAACAACAUGCUGACAAAGCCCGUAGAUUGGCACUCAGACAAAUACGAACGGCUCAACGUCUCAAAGAUCCUAUUUUAGAGACCAAGUGUUGGAUAUACUAUGCAGAAGGUUUAAUUCAGUUAGGAAAGCUGAAUAAAGCGCAAAAAAUUAUCGCUUUGCAGAAAGAAAUUUGUUCAAGGAAUCUGAUGCUGUUACAAGAGGAUACUGUGUUGAAAAUGUGUGAGAACGCACAGAUGAAACUGAACGCGGCUAUUGAGGCGGCAGCGAGCCGUUUGGACGUUAGCGAAACUUGA
Molecule: messenger RNA, 855 nt
Organism: Paraglomus occultum
Lineage: Eukaryota; Fungi; Glomeromycota; Glomeromycetes; Paraglomerales; Paraglomeraceae
Source: the annotation of a GenBank genome assembly